AUGAUGAGGAAGAGUAUGGCCAAGAUGUUGGACAAAUGGUCGGCAAAGUCCUAUGAAGGCAAUGUGGAAAUUGAAGUAUCAGAAUGUUUUGAAACUUUGGCAGAAGAAAUCAUCACGCGUACAGCCUUUGGGAGCAGCUAUGAAGAUGGAAGAGCAAUUUUCGAAUUACAAGCACAACAAAUGGUUUAUGCCACCGAGGCAUUUCAGAAAGUCUUCAUCCCCGGUUAUAGGUUUUUACCGACCAAAAAGAACAGAAAUUCUUGGAGAUUGGAAACAGGUAUUAGAAAAUCUUUGUUGAAGCUCAUCAAUCAAAGGAUUAAAAAGUACUCAAGCAACAUGGUGGUGUCAGACGAAUGUCCAAAUGAUUUAUUAGAACUCAUGAUCAAAGCGAGCUUAACGGGAACAAACCAAACAAGUCCUCCCAUCACCGUUCAUGAUAUUGUUGAAGAAUGCAAGACCUUCUUCUUCGCCGGAAAACACACGACGGCGAAUCUGCUAACCUGGACCACCGUUCUCCUAGCAAUGCACCCUCGAUGGCAAGAACUGGCACGUGAGGAGGUUGUUAGGGUUUGUGGAGCACGUGAUAUCCCAAGUAAAGAUGAUGUUGGGAAGCUUAAGACGAAUGUAUGGCUCCUUGCAGGUGCAAACCUUCUUGUAUGGUUUGGACCUACGGCUCGUCUAAUAAUCUCUGAUCCAAGUCUCAUCAGAGAAAUUUUCAUUUUGAAGUCAGAGUUCUUCGAGAAAAAUGAGUCGCCACCACACGUUAGAAAGCUUGAAGGUGAUGGUUUGUUAACCCUCAACGGACAGAAAUGGGCUUACCACAGAAAGAUUAUCACACCCACAUUUCACAUAGAAAAUCUCAAAUUAAUGAUACCCAUGAUGAGGAAGAGUAUGGCCAAGAUGUUGGACAAAUGGUCGGCAAAGUCCUAUGAAGGCAAUGUGGAAGUUGAAGUAUCAGAAUGUUUUGAAACUUUGGCAGAAGAAAUCAUCACGCGUACAGCCUUUGGGAGCAGCUAUGAAGAUGGAAGAGCAAUUUUCGAAUUACAAGCACAACAAAUGGUUUAUGCCACCGAGGCAUUUCAGAAAGUCUUCAUCCCCGGUUAUAGGUUUUUACCGACCAAAAAGAACAGAAAUUCUUGGAGAUUGGAAACAGGUAUUAGAAAAUCUUUGUUGAAGCUCAUCAAUCAAAGGAUUAAAAAGUACUCAAGCAACAUGGUGGUGUCAGACGAAUGUCCAAAUGAUUUAUUAGAACUCAUGAUCAAAGCGAGCUUAACGGGAACAAACCAAACAAGUCCUCCCAUCACCGUUCAUGAUAUUGUUGAAGAAUGCAAGACCUUCUUCUUCGCCGGAAAACACACGACGGCGAAUCUGCUAACCUGGACCACCGUUCUCCUAGCAAUGCACCCUCGAUGGCAAGAACUGGCACGUGAGGAGGUUGUUAGGGUUUGUGGAGCACGUGAUAUCCCAAGUAAAGAUGAUGUUGGGAAGCUUAAGACGUUGGGAAUGAUACUGAAUGAAUCACUAAGGUUGUACCCUCCAGCCGUGGCAGCAAUUCGACGGACCAAAGUCGAUGCACAACUUGGAAGUCUGAAAAUCCCUCGUGGGACCGAACUCCUAAUUCCGAUCCUGGCCGUCCAUCAUGAUCCGGGACUGUGGGGCGACGACGUGACUGAAUUUAAUCCAGCACGAUUCGCUCAUGGUGUGGCCCACGCUGCGAAGUAUCCAAUGGCAUUCAUUCCAUUUGGGGUCGGGGCCCGCGGAUGCAUCGGGCAAAAUCUAGCAAUUUUGCAGGCGAAAUUAGCAAUUGCCAUGAUCUUGCAACGUUUCUCAUUUGAUCUUGCACCCACCUACCAACAUGCUCCUGCAGUUCUGAUGCUUCUUUAUCCACAAUAUGGUGCACCCAUCAUCUUCCAAAAAUUGUGA
Molecule: messenger RNA, 1923 nt
Organism: Ilex paraguariensis (yerba mate)
Lineage: Eukaryota; Viridiplantae; Streptophyta; Magnoliopsida; Aquifoliales; Aquifoliaceae
Source: the annotation of a GenBank genome assembly